Messenger RNA from Eruca vesicaria subsp. sativa (arugula), 1348 nucleotides. The record is from the annotation of a GenBank genome assembly. NCBI's taxonomy places the organism in Eukaryota, Viridiplantae, Streptophyta, Magnoliopsida, Brassicales, Brassicaceae.
UUCUCCCCCUCACAACAGUCAACACAAUCUUAUUAAAUAGAGAAAGAAAAGAGAGUUUAGAGGUUGGCCUAGGUUUAAGGGGGCAGCUUACGUCGACAACUAUAAGAAUUACAAUUUUUAUCCACAAUUCAGAGAGAAGUAUAGACUAUAAAUAGAAAAGAAGGUGAGGAAAGGAAAGUGGUCAAUCAUAAAGGUCUGAUGAUGAUGAGAAACGUAGGGAGUUCGAGCUACGGCGGCAAAGGCAUAGCGGCGGUGGUCGGCGUCGGUCCAAAGCUAGGCCGUUCAGUCGCUCAAAAGUUCGCACAUGAAGGUUAUACCGUCGCCAUUCUCGCCCGCGAUCUAGGUAGGUUAUCUCAUGUGGCUGAAGAGAUAGCGAGAGAAGAGAAAGCGCAAGUGUUUGCUAUAAGAAUUGAUUGUGCAGAUCCAAGAAGCGUAAGAGAAGCCUUCGAAGGAGUGUUGUCUUUAGGGUUUGUCGAGGUUUUGGUGUACAAUGCUUAUCACUCUUCUUCUUCUUACACAAGUCAUCAUCCCAUUUCCUUCACCCAUAUUCCUUUCCAAACUUUCCAAACUUCUCUUUCCGUCUCUGUCUUCGCUGCAUUCCUGUGCGCCCAACAGGUUAUUCCCGGGAUGAUGGAGAAAGGAAAAGGAACUAUACUCUUCACCGGUUGCUCGGCCUCAUUGAAUGGCGUUGCUGGUUUCUCCGAGCUAUGCUGUGGGAAAUUUGCAUUGAGAGCUCUUUCUCAAUGCUUAGCAAGAGAAUAUCAAGCUUUUGGAAUACAUGUGGCUCAUGUUAUCAUCGACGGUGUGGUUGGACCUCCAAGAGAAACAAACAUCCCACCAAGAGGAGUGGUCGCAGAGCAAUCAUGCAACGUUGGAGGGAAAGAUGGAGAAGGAGAAGGAGAAAGCUCGGGAGUGAUGGGAAUGGAUCCUGAUGUAUUGGCUCAAACAUAUUGGAGCCUUCAUGUUCAAGACCGGAGAGCUUGGACUCAAGAACUCGAUAUCCGACCAUCAAACACAAGGUUCUAGUAGUUAAAAUAUGGUUCGUAUGUUAUGGUAAGUAUGUGUGAUCAUUUGAUAUGUAUAUUCUUGCAUUUGGAAUGUCCAUUAAGUGCGUUGCAAAGGGGUUUGGUUGUGAUUGAUGUGAAUGAUCUAUCAAUCUCAUAUCAUAGCUUUUGGGUUUUUAAAUUCCACAUGCGACUUUCGGAAUUAGGGAUGAUGUUUGGUUUUGUCGGGUAAAGUUUAAUAUUUUACAAAAUGACUCCGUGUUUAAAGUUAGGACACAAGAACGGAUCCGACAUGUCAUGUGAAUGGAAAUAAUCUGAUUGAUUACAAAUAAUUUAUGGACCCC